Messenger RNA from Nannospalax galili (Upper Galilee mountains blind mole rat), 2183 nucleotides. RefSeq names its product family with sequence similarity 83 member D (gene Sack1d). The transcript is spliced from 4 exons. The record is from RefSeq and is a predicted model, not a curated record. Gene Ontology annotation, biological process: positive regulation of cell cycle G1/S phase transition; regulation of TOR signaling; regulation of ERK1 and ERK2 cascade. Lineage: Eukaryota; Metazoa; Chordata; Mammalia; Rodentia; Spalacidae. Bases 38 to 1783 code for a protein of 581 amino acids. Gene Ontology annotation, cellular component: cytosol; mitotic spindle pole.
GCUGGCGCGCCUGCUUCUGAAGAGACGGAGCGCCGCCAUGGCCUUGCCCCUUGAGCUCCUGGAUGAGCUGCCCGCCGCCUGCCUGUCGCCUUGCGGGCCGCCCAACCCGGCCGAACUGUUCAGCGAGGCGAGGCGCCUGGCGCUGGAGCAGCUGCUAGCGGGCGGCCCCGAGGCCUGGGCGGCCUUCCUGCGGCGCGAGCGCCUGGGCCGCUUCCUCAACGCCGACGAGGUGCGCGCGGUCUUGGGCGCCGCAGAGCGCCCGGGUGAGGACGGCGCGGGGGCGGCCGAGGACUCGUUCAGCUCCUCGCACGACUGCUCGUCCGGCACCUACUUCCCCGACCAGUCGGACCUGGAGCCGCCGCCGCUGGAGCUCGGCUGGCCGGCCUUCUACCGCGGUGCUUACCGCGGCGCCACGCGCGUCGAGGCGCACUUCCAGCCCCGCGGCGUGGGCGCCGGCGGCCCAUACGGAUGCAAGGAUGCGCUGCGCCAGCAGUUGCGCUCGGCGCGAGAGGUGAUCGCUGUGGUCAUGGAUGUCUUCUCGGACAUCGACAUCUUCCGGGACCUGCAGGAAAUGUGCAGGGAAAAGGGAGUGGCUGUGUAUAUCCUUCUGGACCAGGCUCUGCUCUCCCACUUUUUGGACAUGUGCAUGGAUCUGAAAGUUCAUCCUGAGCAGGAAAAGCUGAUGACAGUUCGGACUAUUACAGGAAAUAUCUACUAUGCAAGGUCAGGGACAAAAAUUGUUGGGAAGGUUCAUGAAAAGUUCACGCUGAUUGAUGGCAUUCGGGUGGCAACAGGCUCCUACAGUUUUACAUGGACUGAUGACAAAUUAAAUAGUAGUAAUUUGGUAAUCCUGUCUGGCCAAGUGGUUGAACAUUUUGAUCUGGAGUUCCGGAUCCUGUAUGCCCAAUCAAAGCCCAUCAGCUCCAAACUCCUGUCCAACUUCCGGAUCAGUGGUAAGUUUGACCAUCUGGCUGACCGAAAGCCACAGUCUAAGGAGCUGACGCUGGGCAACCUGCUGCGCAUGAGGCUGGCCAGACUCUCAAGUACACCCAAGAAGACAAACCUGGGCCCAGAGGUGCCCGUUGAAGACAGAGCUGAGACCAAGCGCCGGGACUCUGAGGCUUCAACCAUCAGUGAUGAAGACUACUUACACAGUCACAAGGACCAACUAGAAGUCAGCAGGGUAGUCGACGCUGCCACCCAGACAGAGCCAGGAGAGGAACAAGUGAGCACAAGUGAGACAGGAACACAGACCAGCUCUAGCGCAGCAUGUGCUGGGACUCAAACCACAGUUAUCACAAGGGCAGUGAGUGCCCAGGCCACGGUGUGGGCCAAGUCCACCACCACGCAGACCGAUGUGGAUGAGAGCUACUUUUGUCAGGGAGCCCAGUCUAAGGAAGGAUCGCCUACAUCUAAGAUGUCUGUGUCCAGAUCUUCUAGUUUGCGGUCAUCCUCUUCUCUGUCUUCCCAGGGCUCGGUGGCAAGUUCCAUCAGUUCCCACACCUCCCUGAGAGCCACUGACCUCCACACUCCCGGAUACCCCAACUACCUGGGCAGCCCCCACCUGGACCUGUGCUUGAGGGAUUCAUUCAGAAACUUGAGCAAAGAGCGGCAGGUUCACUUUACUGGUAUUAGGUCCCGGCUCAACCACAUGCUGACUAUGCUCUCCAGGAGAACAUUUUUCACAGAAAACUACCUCAGCUUCAGUCCUGGAAGCUUUACCAGAGCCUCUGUGAACUUGGUCUCUGUGAGAGACAUGGCACUUUAUCCUUCAUAUCAGUGACUGCUGGGGCCAGCCGGCUCUCCAGAGGCUGACCAGAGCUUCCUGUUUCUAGAAGCAUUACAUGUCCUUAGUGGCCCCUCUUUUACCUGACAGUGAGUCACUGUCGAAUUCUAUUCUGCACAUAUGUUUUUGUUUUUGUCCAGCAGGUGCGGAGACCACCUGUUGGUCAUAUGGUUUAAACACUAUGGGUACUUUUUUCCUUUUUGCACAAUUUAAACAUUUUCUCUACAAAAGACUAUUUAGAAGUUCUAAGGUUAAUUCAGGAAAAGAUAAAAUACUGUUUUUCUUUAUGUAUUCUUCUGUCUUAGUGUUUUGAGUCACUACUGUUUUUACAAUCACAAUUAUUUGGAAAAACAAAACUGAGUUUCUCUUCAGAAUAUCUGAAUUCUUAGGGUUAAAU